CACCAAUCGCGUCCCGGAUUGGAGGACAUCGGAAGAUCUGUCCCCUCGCGCACGCUGCCCACCCCGCUGCCCACCCCGGCGAGAGAACUUUGAGGACAGUAUGGCCUCCACGCUUCCCACAGUGUGGCCUCAUGAACCUGUGAAGUUUGAAGAUGUAUCACUGACAUUUUCCAAAGAAGAGUGGGCACAGCUGGAAUUCCAACAGAAGUGCCUAUACAAGGAAAUCAUGCUGGAGAACUACAAUAACAUGGUUUCAGUGGAACGUCACUUUUCCAAGCCAAAUGUGAUCUCUCAGUUAGAAGAAGUAGAAGACUUCUGGCCAGUGGAGAGAGAAAUUCCUCAAGAUAUCUUUCCAGAAUCUUCUGGGCCUUCUUUGGACCCUGGAAUAAAUUCCUUUCCUGAUGAGAGUCCCUUGACGAAGAUCAAUGUUGUUGAGGUCCUUACACUGAACAAGGAUGUGGCCGGUCCCCGGAAUGCCCUGAUUCAAUCCCUCUAUCCGGAAAGUGGAGAAGACCUGAGCCUAGGUAACCUUGAGCCAUCUCAACAACCAAGCAAGCAUUUGACUGACACUGAAGUUGCUCACCAAAAGUUCCGACAUUUCCAGUAUGAAGAGUCAGAUGAUCCCCAGAAGGCUGUGUCUCAGCUUCGUAAGCUGUGUCACCAGUGGCUGCAGCCCAGUACACAUUCAAAAAAACAUAUCCUGGAGCUACUGGUGCUUGAGCAGUUCCUCAAUGCACUGCCUGAGAAGUUGCGGGUAUGGGUGGAAUCACAGAGCCCAGAGGAUUGCCAAGCAGCAGUGACCCUGGUGGAGAAUGUGACCUCAGUGUCUAAGGAAGAUGCUCUGCUUGCCUGCCAUAAUGAGGCCACUGAUGGACUGAAAGAGAAAAAGAAGGACAUGGCCACCUUACCAGUUACUAUACCACCUGAGGAGCCAGUAACCUUCCAGGAUGUGGCUGUGGACUUCAAUCAAGAGGAAUGGCAGCUACUAGGUCCAGUGCAGAGGACUGAGUAUCAUGAUGUGAUGCUGGAGACCUUGGGCAACUUGGUCUCAGUGGGGUGGGAGCCUACAUUGGGAAACAAAGAGUUAAGUCCAAAAUCACCCAGUUCUAUGGUAGAAACAAUUCGUGACCCAAAACCAAAAAGUUUCUCAAGUAAUGGUACCCAGUCCUCUGUUAUUGAAAAUAUCUCACAAAAUGAGGUGCAAGAAAUCCAUACCAUAGAAUCAAAUCAAGUGGAGGUUGUACAGAAAAAAGACCUCCCUCAGGAGGAGAUCUCUGAAAGCCCCAAGUCUCAGGGGCAAAUUAGGCUUCACACAAGCCAAGACUCACUCGAUGAAGUUCUUCCGAGAAAGCACUUGCAUGUAAAAAGUAACCAAAGGGGCUUUGGAAAGAGGAAAGCCAAGAAAAAACACAUUUCCAUGACACGAGAUUCACCCAUAAGAAAUCAGCAAAAGGACUCUGUAGUAUGCCAAGUCAGAGAUGGCAGCAAUUCCAUGACACAUAGUUCUUCUAUAAAAAACCCUCAGCAGAGUUAUGAGCAGGGUAAAGUUGGGGGCAGCAGAGAUCCCAUUAUACUUAUAUCACCUGCAAAAAUUUACCAGCAAGCCACUGGCUCUGAAGCGGGCAGAGUCAGGGACAGCAGCAAUGCCAUGGAACCUGAUGCAUCUAUAAAAAUUCACCAGAAAAGUGCUGAGUGGGGUAAAAUUGGGAAAAGCAGCAGUUCCAUGACACAAGGUUCGUCUAUACAAAAUCACAAGAUGGUGUCUGGGUUAGGAAGAGCCAGGGACAGGGACAGUUCCUUGGCACAUGCUUCACCUGUAAAAAUUCUCCAGAAAGACUGUGAAAAGAGUAAAGUCCGAGGAAACAGGAAUUCCUUGAAACAUGUAAGAAUUAGCCAGAAGGAUUCUAAUGGUGGGAGAGUCGGGGAAAUGAGUACAUCCAUAAAACACAGUCCCCAUAUAAAAAUUCACCUGAAGACCUCUGAAAGGGGGAAAGGCAGGGAAACUAACACUUCUAUAAAAUAUGGUCCCCAUGUGAAAACUUACCAGAAGGGUUCUGAAGAGGGGACUACUAGGAAAGCCAACAAUUGUAACAAAGCUAUCAGCCAUCAUGCUCAGCAGAUAUUUUUUAUAAAAAUUCAUAAAGGAAGCCAAAUUUGCCGGUGCAGUGAAUGUGGCAAACUAUUCCAGAAUGCUAGGUAUUUUUCUGUCCAUAAAAAGAUCCACACAGGAGAACGGCCUUACAAGUGUAUGGCCUGUGGGAAAGCAUUUGUUCAGAGCUCCUCCCUCACACAGCAUUAUAGAAUUCAUAGUGGAGAGAGACCAUUUGAGUGUUCAGAGUGUGGGAGGACCUUCAAUGACCGCUCAGCCAUCUCUCAACACUUGAGAACUCAUACUGGGGCUAAGCCCUACCAUUGUCAACAAUGUGGGAAAGCCUUCCGCCAGAGUUCCCACCUUACCAGGCAUCAGAGAACUCACACUGGGGAGCGCCCAUAUGUGUGCACCAAGUGUGGGAGGGCUUUCACUCAGAGCUCACACCUUAUUGGGCAUCAGAAAACACACGGGAUUAAGUUCAAGAAGAGGCAAUCCAAACUGCAGUCCUAGUGCCUUUCAAACCACUGCCUCUUCAGCCUUGAGAUGCACUCUGCAGACUUUUGAGUAAGGAGAGUCCCACACCUGAAGAACAGCUCAGGACACCACCCAGCAGGCCUGAGGGUGCCUGAAACUAUCAGGGAGUUCUUGAUUGCUUCAUUUAGCCAUUAAAGAAAAUAUGAAAUCUGAAAAUGCUCCUAAAUCUAAAAACCAGUUACCAAAAACUGCAGAGAUAAUUAUGCACAGGGUCAAGUAUGUGAGUGACAAAAACCAAAAGAAUGUAUAUAAAUAAAUAAAUAAAUAAAUAUAAUUGUUUUGAAA
This is a messenger RNA of Peromyscus maniculatus bairdii (prairie deer mouse), 2911 nucleotides long. RefSeq names its product zinc finger protein 274 (gene Znf274). Gene Ontology annotation, cellular component: nucleus. The record is from RefSeq and is a predicted model, not a curated record. NCBI's taxonomy places the organism in Eukaryota, Metazoa, Chordata, Mammalia, Rodentia, Cricetidae. Gene Ontology annotation, molecular function: RNA polymerase II transcription regulatory region sequence-specific DNA binding; DNA-binding transcription factor activity, RNA polymerase II-specific. Gene Ontology annotation, biological process: regulation of transcription by RNA polymerase II.